AUGGAGGAGAAAGUAUUUGCAAUGUUAGAUGACUUUGUUGAUAAAAUAAGUGAAGAAAAUGUUGUUCAGGUGGUCACCGAUAAUGCUUCUAGGGAGAUGUUGAUACAAAAGAGAAAGAAACUAUUUUGGACACCAUGUGCAACUCAUUGUAUAGAUCUAAUGUUGGGGGAUUUUGAGAAAAACAUUGAAGAACAUAAGGUGGCAAUUACAAAGGGAAGAAAGAUAACAAGUUUCAUCUAUAAUAGGUUACAAUUGAGCAACAAGGUUACAAAAGGGAAAGAGCUUCUUAGGCCUGGAGCAACAAGAUUUGUCGCAUCUUAUCUUACAAGCAACAAGGUUACAAAAGGGAAAGAGCUUCUUAGGCCUGGAGCAACAAGAUUUGUCGCAUCUUAUCUUACAGUUGGUCACUUGUUUGAGCUGAAAGGUGCAUUGAUCUCGUUUUUUCCAUCUGAAAAAUGGUUGUCUACUAAAUAUGCAAGGAAUAACACCGAAAUAUAUGUUGAGGAUAUAGUUAUGGACACUGCAGGAUUUUCGUCAUCAGCUAUCACAUGUCUUAGGGCCGCGGAACCCUUAAUGACGGUUCUUCGAUUGGUUGGUUCAGAUUCUAAACCAGCUAUGGGUUUCAUUUACCAAGCCUUGGUUAAUGAAAAGAAGGAAAUUAAAGAAAACUUCAAAGAUAUCCAAACAAGGUAUGGAACUAUUGAUGAUAGAUGGUAUAAUCAAAUGAAUAGGGCAAAACAUGUGGCGGGUUAUUACUUGAACCCACAUAUGCAAUAUAGCGAUGAUUUCAAGAAAAAUGGUUGGAUCAAAAGGUACAUUCUAAGAGAAGAAAUCAACUACAACAACAAAAGAUGA
Messenger RNA from Lactuca sativa (garden lettuce), 855 nucleotides. RefSeq lists its product as uncharacterized. NCBI's taxonomy places the organism in Eukaryota, Viridiplantae, Streptophyta, Magnoliopsida, Asterales, Asteraceae. The record is from RefSeq and is a predicted model, not a curated record.